AUGAAAGAUGUGGAUCUGGUGGCUCUGUGGCUCUUGCCCCAGCUCAGAGACGCAGGCAGCAGAGCCAGCGGCCUCACGUCGGGUCCCCUCUGUGUACCCCAGCCUGGCAACCGUCGCCGUGCGCCGGAUUACUGCCCCGGAACCCUGCUUUCAGUGGGAGGUCUCCUGCUGCUCUCUCCGGCGUUUUCGUACGGGGAGAGGAAAGAAGGAGCCGGUGGUCGUGAUGAAGUCCGGGGCGGGAGAGGUGUAGCCGGGCCUACUUUCGCUUCUCCUGAGCCCCCCUCACUCCACCCCCGGGGUUUCGUUUUUGGGAGCCUGCUGGUGGGUUUUUUUCCUCCCCAGAGGGGCAGCGUCCCCAGGGGGCAAUGGAUCGCCCUCUAUUCAGCUGCCUGCGUGGCCCCCCCCCACGCCCCCCCGCGGCCGCCCCAGCACCCUGCCUUCACACAGCCGCUCCCGCUGCACAACCGCGCCUCCUACCCCAACCCGCCAGGCUCCUCGCCCCCCUGCCCCGCCCCCGGUUACCCAGGUGAAGGGGGCCCAUUCGGCAGUCAGCCCCACCGGGGGCACACCCUCCCCCAGCCACAUCAGCACCCGCCCGGCUGGCACGGCCCUCCGCUACCUUCGCCCCCCCACGCCUGCGACGGUAUCUUCCACCCGCACCCCGACUCCUCCUCCGCCCGCCUGGGCGCCGGCGCUCCUGUUUUGGGAGGGGGCGCGCCGACGGGGGCGUCCUGCGUGCCUGCGGACUUUGGGCAGCGGUCGCUGUCCCCCGAGGAGCCGGAGAGGAGGAAUGGAAGGAGCAAAAUUGACCCAACAGAUUCCCACGACAGGAAUUACAAGUCAGACGUGAGCAGCAAGCCCAGGAAGGAGAGGACGGCGUUCACCAAGGAGCAGAUCCGAGAGCUGGAGGCCGAGUUCGCCCACCACAACUAUCUGAGCAGACUCAGACGCUACGAAAUCGCCGUGAACCUUGACCUCACGGAGAGACAAGUGAAGGUCUGGUUUCAGAACCGGAGGAUGAAGUGGAAACGGGUGAAGGGAGGCCAGCAGGGGGCGGCGGCGCGCGAGAAGGAGCUGCUGAACGUGAGGAAGGGGGCGCUGCUGCCGUCGCAGUUCCCCGGCGUGGCGGGACUGCGCCACUGCGCCGACCCCGCCGCCAACGAGGACAGCCAGGACAGCGGGCACAGCUCCGAGCGCGCUCAGUUGUGACCUUCGGCUGGCCCCACCCCCCUCUGCCAUCAA
This is a messenger RNA of Megalops cyprinoides (Indo-Pacific tarpon), 1242 nucleotides long. RefSeq names its product homeobox protein MOX-2-like. Gene Ontology annotation, molecular function: DNA-binding transcription factor activity, RNA polymerase II-specific; RNA polymerase II cis-regulatory region sequence-specific DNA binding. NCBI's taxonomy places the organism in Eukaryota, Metazoa, Chordata, Actinopteri, Elopiformes, Megalopidae. The transcript has 4 exons. The record is from RefSeq and is a predicted model, not a curated record. Gene Ontology annotation, cellular component: nucleus. Bases 1 to 1209 code for a protein of 402 amino acids. Gene Ontology annotation, biological process: positive regulation of transcription by RNA polymerase II.